AUGUCAUUGGAUUCAUGUGGGCUUUAUUACAUUGAAGAAGAUACGGAUGGUGAAAGGUCACCAAAAAAUGGUCCCGUGGUUGAAGAUGUGAAGUGUAAAAGAUUGGAUUCAUGUGGGCUUUAUUACAUUGAAGAAGAUACGGAUGGUGAAAGGUCACCAAAAAAUGGUCCCGUGGUUGAAGAUGUGAAGUGUAAAGGAUUGGAUUCAUGUGGGCUUUAUUACAUUGAAGAAGAUACGGAUGGUGAAAGGUCACCAAAAAAUGGUCCCGUGGUUGAAGAUGUGAAGUGUAAAAGAUUGGAUUCAUGUGGGCUUUAUUACAUUGAAGAAGAUACGGAUGGUGAAAGGUCACCAAAAAAUGGUCCCGUGGUUGAAGAUGUGAAGUGUAAAGGAUUGGAUUCAUGUGGGCUUUAUUACAUUGAAGAAGAUACGGAUGGUGAAAGGUCACCAAAAAAUGGUCCCGUGGUUGAAGAUGUGAAGUGUAAAAGAUUGGAUUCAUGUGGGCUUUAUUACAUUGAAGAAGAUACGGAUGGUGAAAGGUCACCAAAAAAUGGUCCCGUGGUUGAAGAUGUGAAGUGUAAAAGAUUGGAUUCAUGUGGGCUUUAUUACAUUGAAGAAGAUACGGAUGGUGAAAGGUCACCAAAAAAUGGUCCCGUGGUUGAAGAUGUGAAGUGUAAAAGAUUGGAUUCAUGUGGGCUUUAUUACAUUGAAGAAGAUACGGAUGGUGAAAGGUCACCAAAAAAUGGUCCCGUGGUUGAAGAUGUGAAGUGUAAAAGAUUGGAUUCAUGUGGGCUUUAUUACAUUGAAGAAGAUACGGAUGGUGAAAGGUCACCAAAAAAAUGGUCCCGUGGUUGA
This is a messenger RNA of Homalodisca vitripennis (glassy-winged sharpshooter), 852 nucleotides long. RefSeq lists its product as uncharacterized. The transcript has 3 exons. The record is from RefSeq and is a predicted model, not a curated record. The coding region runs from base 1 to 852 and encodes 283 amino acids. NCBI's taxonomy places the organism in Eukaryota, Metazoa, Arthropoda, Insecta, Hemiptera, Cicadellidae.